Messenger RNA from Olea europaea var. sylvestris, 1697 nucleotides. RefSeq lists its product as uncharacterized. The coding region runs from base 48 to 1307 and encodes 419 amino acids. The transcript is spliced from 11 exons. The record is from RefSeq and is a predicted model, not a curated record. NCBI's taxonomy places the organism in Eukaryota, Viridiplantae, Streptophyta, Magnoliopsida, Lamiales, Oleaceae.
GGCCCACAUGAAAACAGGAUCCGGUUACCGUACGCGCCAUACCUUAAAUGCGAAGGUUUCGCGACACCACUCUCUCAUUCUCCAAGACCGACACAUCUUUCAAUUCAGCUGCAUUUAUAUUUAAAAUAAUAUUAGCAUUGCAUUUAAUUGUAACUGUAAAUUUUUUUCCUAAUUUAUUGCUGAAGGCUAAGUUGGUGCGUUUAAAUUUAAUUGAGAAUAUGGAAGACGGCGGAAGAAGGAAAAACGGCGUCGUGUGUUCUUCGGAAACGGCGAAUGGAGGCGAAGAUGUGUAUAGCUGUAAAGAAUCCGAUCAGUCGUCUGCUGAUCAUCUUGUUAUCAUGGUCCAUGGAAUUCUCGGAAGUGCCUCGGAUUGGAAGUUUGCUGCUGAGCAAUUUGUCAAUAAGCUCCCUGAUAAAGUUUUUGCUUACUGUAGUGAACGAAAUAUGGCAAAGCUAACAUUGGAUGGUGUGGAUGUAAUGGGUGAGCGACUAGCUGAGGAGGUUCUAGAUGUAAUCAAAAGGAAGCCUGGCUUAAGGAAAAUUUCAUUCGUGGCACAUUCUGUAGGGGGCCUUGUGGCAAGAUAUGCUAUUGGGAGAUUAUACAGACCUCCAAAGGGGAAGAGUACAGAAGAGAUGUCAGCCAAUGCUUGUGAAGAAGGGUCGAAGGGUACAAUAGCUGGUUUAGAACCAAUGAACUUUAUCACUGUUGCUACUCCUCAUCUUGGUUCCUGGGGUAAUAAGCAGGUACCAUUUCUUUUUGGUGUAACAGCUUUUGAGAAAGCUGCUGGUCGUGUAAUUCACUGGAUAUUUAGGAGAACAGGAAGACACCUUUUUCUUACAGAUGAUGAUGAAGGGAAGCCUCCACUACUUAAACGCAUGGUGGAAGAUCAUGAAGAAUGUGAAUUUAUGUCUGCUUUACGAUCAUUCCGACGGCGGGUGGCAUACUCAAACGUUGGUUAUGACCAUAUUGUGGGCUGGAGAACUUCAUCAAUUAGAUGGAAUAAUGAAUUGCCAAAGUGGGAGGAUUCUGUAGAUGAAAAAUAUCCUCAUGUUGUCUAUGAAGAGCACUGCAAGGCUCUAGAUGUGAAGCAGCAGGAGUCUAUUUCGACAGAGGAUGAUGGUUUAGAUAAGCUUGAAGAGGAACUGGUGACUGGCUUAUCUAGUGUGCCAUGGGAGAAAGUAGAUGUCAGCUUCCACAGCUGCAGGCUCAGAUUUGCUGCCCAUAGUGUUAUUCAGGUUAAAGAUCAAUACAUGCAUUCAGAAGGUGCAGAUGUUAUACAACACAUGAUAGAUCAUUUUCUUUUAUAGGAGCUCCAAUAUUCUGAAUCAUGUCUGUUCCUGGCCUAGAUUGUAUGAUAUUGCAAAGAUGGAGAAGCAAGAUGAUUUAUGGGUUUCGUUGAUUCAGGUUUGCACGUUCUGAUGUACGAGUAGAGGUCAAUUUCGUCUAAACUACGAUUAUGGAAUUAUCAUGGUGAAAUUUGUUUAUUCAUUGCUUAAGCUGUAAAUGAAACACUCUGGAUUACUUAAUCCAUUAAUGGAUUGUUACUAUCGUCAUCGUCAGAGCCGGUCCUGUGGCCAGACAAAUGAGGCCUGUGCCUUAGACCCAAGACCAUAGGGGUCUAUUUUGGCCCAAAAGAAUUAUUAUUUUUUUUAUUUUUAAUAUUAGAAGAAGGAAAAGGAAAAUGGGUUUUUCAUUAA